This is a messenger RNA of Suncus etruscus (white-toothed pygmy shrew), 1333 nucleotides long. RefSeq names its product GATA zinc finger domain containing 1 (gene GATAD1). Gene Ontology annotation, cellular component: nucleus. The record is from RefSeq and is a predicted model, not a curated record. Lineage: Eukaryota; Metazoa; Chordata; Mammalia; Eulipotyphla; Soricidae. Gene Ontology annotation, biological process: chromatin organization.
GUUCUGGUGUCACUGCGCCCUCAGGGACCGCCUGAGCCGGCCACCAUGUCGCUGAGCCUGAAGCCCACGUGCAGCGUGUACAAGACCUCGUUGUCGUCCAUGUGGAGGAAGAUCCGGCAAGGCGAGAUCCUCUGCCACCACUGCACCGGUGGAGGUCCGCCCCGCAGAGCAACGGGCCAGGGCGGCAAGCAGAGCAAGCAGGAGAUUCACAGGCGGUCUGCUCGUCUCAGAAAUACUAAAUACAAAUCAGCUCCCGCUGCCGAAAAGAAAGUCUCCACUAAAGGAAAAGAGAGAAGACAUAUUUUUAAGUUAAAAAACCCCAUCAAAGCUCCUGAAUCAGUUUCUACCAUAAUCACUGCUGAAUCCAUCUUUUACAAGGGAGUUUACUACCCAAUUGGAGAUGUUGUUUCUGUGAUUAAUGAACAAGACAGAAAACCCUACUGUGCUCAGAUCAGAGGUUUUAUCCAAGACCAGUAUUGUGAGAAGAGUGCAGCACUGACGUGGCUCAUUCCCACUCUGUCUAGCCCCCGGGGCCAAUUUGAUCCUGUAUCCUACAUUAUAGGGCCAGAGGAGGAUCUUCCAAGGAAGAUGAAAUACUUGGAAUUUGUUUGUCAUGCGCCUUCUGAGUAUUUCAAGUCACGCUCGUCACCAUUUCCCACAGUUCCCACCACAUCAGAAAAGGGUAAUAUAUGGACUCAUGUGGGACCUACACCUGCCAUAACUAUUAAGGAAACUGUUACCAACCAUUUAUAAUUUGAAAAAAAGAGAACUAAAAAUCCAGUUGUAUUGUAUGAUAAGCUAUACUAUAUGUGUCUUAAGUGAGAUUCUUAGAUGGAAAAAUAACGGGAAAGGGUUUUUAUUUCCUACCCAGUAAUCAUAAGUGUUUAUUAAUAGUCACUUAGCAAAUUAAUAGAGAUCGAAAAGAACACGAUGUACUGCUUUUUAUUUGUUUUGCUUUUGGGCCAUGUCUAGUGAUGCUCAGGGCUUCUGGCUCUGCACUCAGGAAUUACUCCUGGUAAUUCAGGGGACCAUAUAGAAUACAGGGAGCAAACUUGGAUCGGGCAAAUGCCCUACCUGCUGUGCUAACAGUUCAUUAUACUUUGAACUUAAAUAUUCUAUAUGCGUAUAGGCAAAUCUGUAAUUUCAAUAAUAUCAGCAGGAACAGGUAGUGUCUAUUUGUACCAUAAUUGUAUUUCUAGAAUCUCAUAAACAUUGUAUUUUUCUAUAAAAAUAAUUUAGACUUGAAUUUCUGGUCAAGUGUUUGAUUCAGUAAAUUAUAGCUUUAACAGACUGUCACAUUUAUACAGCUUUGUUUUCUCACCUAGAAAAUGCC